ACUUAAAAUAACUUUAUAAACUAUACGUAGGACGCGUUUUGAGCUUUUUCAUAAUAAUUCACCUUUCUGAAUUUAAAUUAUAUAAUUUUAUUUGAAUUAUAAUUAGAAACAAAAACAUCUUUGUUUCUGUGUUUGAGAAGUUGACAAAUAAAAAUAUUAUUUGCAAGUCCUCCGGGGUUUGUUACAUCGCAAUAUUGGAAAUAUUUCUGUUUUAAACCAUGAAGGCUGACAUAGUAUGUGCCGUCUGUUUUUAUAUUGUUUGUCAACACACAUAGAGUAAGUUACUAUGUAUCUGGAUCAACUAGUCGAGAAGACAAAUAUAAAUAUUUAUACAAAACCAUGCUGAAAAUAAGUCAAUAAUGUUUGCUGAUGCUAACUGUCUAACUAACAAGCUUCCUUGUGCUAUAUUGAGGUACUUUUUAAAAAAUAAAGUCCAAAUAUUUUUAUCAACCACCUAGAUAGAUUACAUCUGAGGGGAAAAGAAAGUAUGUGACGUUCAGAACAUGAGUGCUGAUGCGCUGGGUGCUGAAGCUGAUGGCUUCUUUGACAUGCUGGAGGAGAGGAGGCGGAGCAGUGAUUUAAGUUACGCCUUCCGGUCCUUUAACCCUCUGCCAUACCGCGGGGCCACGGACAUUUCAGCUAGCACUCUCAACAGGAUGGUGCUCGAAUCACAGUACCUGAGCUACGUCAUACAGGAGAUCAUGCUUGAGAGUGACGAACCGCGUGAGAUGCUUCUAGAGGAGGCUUCUGCGCUGCUGGACGAGAUGAGUCAAAACCUUCAGUUGGGAUUCAUUCGUCUGCUGGGCUACGCAAUGAACAAAGUUUUUAAGAGCGUCUUCAGCUCGAUACACGUCAAUGAGGAUGGACUCACACGGCUCCAGCAAGCCAUUCAGGAGUAUCCCGUCAUCCUGUUGCCUAAUCACAGGAGCUACAUGGACUUCCUUGUUCUGUCUUACAUCAUGUUCACCUAUGACCUCUCUAUCCCCGUCAUUGCAGCUGGAAUUCCUCUGAUGGGGAUGAAGCUGAUUGGUGAGAUCUUUCGGCGGUCAGGAGCGUUCUUUAUCCGUCGUGCCAUUGGCUCAGACAAGCUGUACUGGGCGGUGCUGUCUGAGUACGUCAGAACCAUUGUGCGGACAGGUUAUGCUCCAUUAGAGUUUUAUAUUGAAGGAUUACGGAGCAGAACGCUGAAAUCUCUCACACCAAAACUAGGAAUGUUGCACAUGGUGCUAGAGCCUUUUUUUAAAGGAGAGGUGUUUGACAUCAGUCUGGUGCCCAUCAGCAUCAGUUACGAGCGCGUGUUGGAGGAGUCGCUCCUCGCUCAUGAGCUGCUGGGUGUGCCUAAACCAAAAGAGACCACAGGGGCUUUGCUGAAGGCCAGGACUGUGCUGAAGGAGAAUUAUGGCUGCAUGCAUGUGUUCUUUGGCAACCCUGUGUCAGUAAGAGACCUGGUGAAGGGAAAAAUAAACCACAGACAGUAUAAUCUGGUGCCCAGAGACCUGCCUAUGAAGCCCAGUAAGGAGAUGCAGGAGUUUGUAUCUGGUCUAGCCCACACGAUCAUCCGUUUGCAAGAGAGAAAUGUGGUACUGAGCGCCUGGAACCUGAUGGCUGUGGUUCUCCUUCAGAACCUCCAGGGCAUUGAUUUGGACCUGCUGACCCAGAAAACCCUGUGGCUGAGGAGACUUGCCCAGCGGUUUGGAGCUCAUCUCAGAUGGCCCGAGAAUGUUUCGGAUUCUGAGGUGAUGUCAUCGAGCGUGAGCCUGCAUCACUCAGUUGUACGCUGUGAGGGGGGGCGUGUCUAUUUAGUGGAGGAGGAAGGGCCAGGACCUGUCACUCAGGAGGAGGGCGUGUUCAAACAAGCUGCUGCGGUGCUCAUGUGCGCCUCCUACAGGAAUCAAGCAGUACAUGUAUUCACAAGACCAGCUAUGGUGGCUGUUGCUAUGACAACAGCUGCAAGCCAUAGGACAGACGACAUCUUUCAUAAUUUUACGUUCCUGCUGGAGCUCUUUUCCAAUGAGUUUGUUGUAAUUCCUGGUCAAGCUGUUCAGGACUUUGAGGAGGGCUGUUCUUUGCUACAGGAGUCUGGUGUAAUCGGCCGCUCUGAUGAAGAGAUCUAUGUGAAAGACAAUGGCCAAGAAACCAUCAUCUUCCUCAGAGCGAUUCUGCAGCCCUUCAUUGAGAGCUAUCAGGUGGUGUUUAGGUACCUGUGUGAAGAGAGUUCGCAGACAUUGAGUGAGAAGAUGUUUUCAACCAACAUCCGCAGUUUCAUCAUGAAGCUCCUUAUUUCAGGUGAAGUUCAGUCGUAUGAGUGUUUAUCAUCUGACCUGCAUAAGAAUGUUCUCUCAGCUUUGCUCAGGAUGGAUGCCGUGACCAAAACUAAAGUUGAUGACCAGAAUGAGUUUAGCGUGAAUAAACCUGCAGUGAAGAAAAUAUGGGACAUGCUGAGUCAUGGAUGGACUCCUCAGAUCAGUGUAGACGCCAGACUGUGAUGAGAAGAAUCAGACAACAGCAACUCUCGAUUCUUUUAUUGUAAAAUUGCUAAUAUGUGUAAGUUCUGUAUGAGUUUUUAGUGUCAAACACAGAACAAACCUGCUGCUCUAAAUGUGAAAAAUCAUUUAUUUUCAACUGUUAUUGCAGUAUAUAUGUUUAUGUUUAAUGAAAUAAUUUUCUAAUUGUGUAAUUGUUAACAAAAAAAUAUAUUUUUGUAUGAUAUUGUAAUAUCUUGAUUACUGCUGUAUGUAAAGAAACAUGAAAUAAUAGUUUUACAAAAUGUGAACAGAAAGCCUUCAGCCAUAAACCAUAUAAACACCGAUAUGUUAAGAUAAGUGUACAUUAACAAAUAAAAAAUAAAAGUGUCAAAAAGAUACUUUA
Molecule: messenger RNA, 2868 nt
Organism: Cyprinus carpio (common carp)
Lineage: Eukaryota; Metazoa; Chordata; Actinopteri; Cypriniformes; Cyprinidae
Product: dihydroxyacetone phosphate acyltransferase-like
Exons: 16
Coding region: 504-2486 (660 amino acids)
Biological process (GO): ether lipid biosynthetic process
Cellular component (GO): peroxisomal membrane; mitochondrial membrane
Molecular function (GO): glycerone-phosphate O-acyltransferase activity
Source: RefSeq, a predicted model, not a curated record